AUGCAGGAAAACGUAAUGACAAAAAUAAAUGAUGCCAAGUCGUGCCUAAUGGGCUUCUUGGGCAGCACUAAAGCGACAAAUGUUCUACAGGAGGAGUCUGGCCAGAAAAACAUGAACAAAUCGAAAGAGGAUGUAGAAAGAGCGGAGGUGAGUAGCUUGAGUGGAAAGGUCCAAGAGGAUUCGUUAUCUGCUCACCAAGAUUCGGAUGUUUUAAAAAAAAGGAAAACCGGGACUGUUCUGAGCAGACGAAGUGACAACUGCGAGACAUGCAUAGGGGAAAGCAAGGAAGAAGAUAGUAUUGCAGCGUCCACCGGAGGGAAUGAAGACGCAGGAAAGCAAGUAUGCGAAACGGACGCAAAGGAAAAGGAUGAUUUGGGAAAGGAAUGCUCUACAUCGGAAAAAAAAAUAAGUAUACAUUUGAUGGAACGAAACAACCUCUCGGACGUACAAUACAUGGAAAGUCUGAAAUGCGAAAUUGUUGAAAAACAAGACGGACAGCCUAUCCAAAAAUAUGAGAGCAAGCUGAACCCAGUGGCCCCUGAGUUCAAGCCGCAGAACUCGCUCUACGUACACACAACGAAAAAUCUAGUAAUGCUGAUAAAAUCCUUCGGGUACCAGGGCAUCAAGAUGGAAAAAAUUUCGGGGGAAUACUGCAAGAAGUACAACGCCCUCCUCAAUCUGAGGCACGCAGGAUUUACCAACAUUUACAAUAUGGUCAGGAGCCUGGACCACUGCUUGAUUUGUGAGGAGGUGGAAAAAACAGCAGAUAAAGCAGCGAACACAUCGACGGGAAAAUGUGAGGAGCCGCAUGACAAGGAGUCCACCCCAAAUGAACCAAAGGAAACAAAUCACGACUCAGAAAAGAACCUAAUCAUAAAAUAUAAAACGCCAAAAAUGAACGAAGACAAACAAUUUUUUCUAAAAGUCAUUCUAGGCACGAUAGGAGAAUGCACCAACUACAAUUCUAACUUAACGGAGGAAGAAACACCAGCGAGUUGUAGUGUCUCCUUGACGAAGCUGCAGCAGGAGGUGAAGAAGCUCUUCGGGUCGUCUUUCAAUUUAAAAAUAUUGCAAACCAGAUGUGGAAUAGACAAACUUCAAGCCUUCCUAGAAGAGGUCCAAGAAAUAGAAAUAAUAUCACUUCCUAAUGAUGUGAAACUUAGAAUUACUCCACUAACUUAUAGUCAUAAGAUUCCGGAUCUGAAGUCGAUAAGGUCGUUACCGAGCAAUGAGUUCAAAGUUAGUGCACCCUCCAAAAUGGGUAGCAAAAAAGUUCCCGUCUCGACACAUUUCAAUGAUCAGGAUUUUAGGUCGAAUUCAUUUAACGGGGGGGACAAUAGUAUCCUUAGUGCACUAAACAGCAGGGGAAGAGGAUCCCUUAGCAAUGCACAUCUGGGGAGUGUACUCACUGCGAACAAUGACGCUAAGAAGAAAAAAUUUAAUUCCAAUGGGAGUUUUAUUUUGCCGACUUCCAAGUCGCAUGAGCGUAUCUGGAAGGGUGUUAGCGGUGGGAGUAUACAUCGAAGUGGUAGCAGCCUGGUUAAUGGCGUAUUUUCUAACAACGUGCUUGGUGACGGCGACGGCGAUGGGGACAGUGAGUCGGCCCUCCAAAUGAAGGGGAGUUUUUCCCAGGAACCCUGCACCAAUUUGAUAUGCAAACUUAACAGACAGAGUAGCCAUGACAACUCGUGCAUGUACUCCAGCGACUGGGUAGGCAUCCAGGGACAGAAGCAUCAUUCAAAGGAGUACUCAAAGGGGAGUCAUAAUCUGAGUCAACACCACAGUCGUAACUUGAGCCACCACCCAAGCCACAACCAGGAACAACACCCCUUCAUCAAAAUGCUAACGAAGGCACAACUACAUAUUCUGCUGUACCAGCUGGUAGUUGUCCUCACGCAGAGGCAGAAGAUGGAGUGGGAAGACAUAGUAAAAAUAAAGGAGGAAUUGCUCCACCAGGGUAGUAGCAAGACAUACGAAAAUGAGAACUUGGGAAGGAGCGAACUGGAGGUCAGCAGGGAUGAAGUGCAUGUUAAUAAAGUAGAGGUAGAUGGUGACAGUGCAAAGGAGAGUAGCAUUGCAAAGGAAGCACCGAAUGCAGUCCAAACUGGGGAUGACAAAGUAGAAGAGCAACAAAACAACUCAACCACGAACACGUCCGAUUUUGUGCAUGAAAUUUUCAUCACACAAGAAACGGCCAAGCAGAGCAUAUCGGACAAGACACCAUCUGGCGAAUAUUCGAAGGACCCACUAUCGAGUUCGCUUGAGAAGGGCACAACCGAAGAUGCAUCUCAAAACAUCAUCGGCGUGUUUGUUUCCUCCAUUAAGAGUGAAUGGAACAAGGCCUACUCGGAGCAGUACCCGUUGAGCUUCUACCUAAACCACUACAAGGCAAAGAAGCUGAGGAGACUUCUGGAGGAAAUUCCGAACCUUGUUAUUGCCGGGUGUAGUAGGAGCAUACAGGUCUUCACCCUAGAUACUGCUCAGUAUUUUUAUGACAAUUUUUCUUCCGAGGAGCUUUCUAGUUUGAAGCCGUUCGCCCGGUCCAAGUUCACCCCGAUGAGUGCCUCACACUACUUCAAGGACGCUACGUAUAAGGACGUCGCUGAGGAAUUCGCCAGAGGGGACUGCUCAAAGAUGAUGAAGGUGCUAGGACUGGAUCAUCUGAAGCCCCCACGCUCAACCGUCAGCAAGAGCUAUGAAAAAAUUAUGAGCAAGUCCAGGAAAAACCGCAGCAGUAACCGCAUGGACAGUUACAUUCACUACAGCAACAAAAAUUUCGGGCGCCCCCAUGGGGGAGGUUCAUUUGUGAGCAGUGAAGGGGGUCCCUUCCUUCAGGGUGUACCAUUCGUGCAGAGCAGUGGAGAGCAGACCAACCUAGAAAUGCUACGGUACCACCUGCACAAGCUUCUCUACAACCUAGUAAUCCACGUUUGCAAAAAUCAGAACGCGCUAUACCUAGCAUAUAAGAAAAGUGGAGUUAUCCUGAGCGAGUAUGAAAUGAACAAACAGAUGUGUGGCCCGAUCUACUACUCCUCCGACUUAACGUAUGAAGAUUUCAUAACAGACAGACAAAGUUUAUUUGAAAAGGAACAGGUAGCCAAGACACUCUUCCUCCUCUCUCAACAUGGGAUCUAUGGAAUCAAAUUCAUACAUCUAACUAAUGAGUGGUACAAGCUGUACAGGUGCGAGUUACGGCCCCUCAUGCGUAUAUGUGAAUACAGUGAAAUCGGGAAGAUGAUCUGUAGCAUGCCUAAUGUGCUUGUCGUAGGAGAGGGGUUCGACACGAAGUACAUUCCCAGCAUGGACCUCGACGGGGAGCGAAACCAGUUGGACGAAUUUUCCCCCGGCAGCCUCGCCAAAAUGAUCUCCAACAAUUUCCCGCAAAACCUCCCCGCUGCCUUCCCAAGAAGAUCGCAUGCCGGAGAACCCACUCAGACGCAUAAGAGUGGGCCCUAUGAAAGCAUCAUGGAGGUCCUAUUCCCAAAUAUAACAUCCCAGAGGAGUAGGAACUUACAAAAAAGCCACAGCGGAACUGUUCCCUUUUUUAGGAACAACAUCGGCAGCUAUGGAAAGGACACGUCUUCCUUCUUCGGCGCGUCCAGCAACUGCGCAUCCAAGGGGGACAUAAAUAUAAGUAGCUUAUUCAGAAAUUUGUAA
Molecule: messenger RNA, 3657 nt
Organism: Plasmodium coatneyi
Lineage: Eukaryota; Apicomplexa; Aconoidasida; Haemosporida; Plasmodiidae
Exons: 10
Coding region: 1-3657 (1218 amino acids)
Source: RefSeq, a predicted model, not a curated record